AUGACGUCUGCCAGAGAUCCCUCCCCAUAUGUCAUCACAGUUUCCUCUGAUGAGGAAGGCGAUGAUGAUGACGAUGUUCAGAUGUUGGAGUUCCACAAACAGACUCAAAACCUUAUAGAGAAACCUGCUCCGAAAAUCGUGAAGAAGCUUUCUGAGGCAGAGUGUCCCAUCUGCUUCGAUUCCAUUGAGAACGCCACAACUACAUCCUGCGGCCACGUUUUCUGCUUGGAAUGUCUUCAGAAAAGUAUAUCUGCUUCUGCUGCCCGAGGCCAGACUCGCCGUGCUCGUGGAGUUGGUUUGUGUCCCAUGUGUAGAGAGUCUGUGCUGUUCAAAGAGACCAUUGUACUAAAAUUAAAGAAAAGAAUUUUCUUCGAGCCCUUUGAAAUCGAGAUGCAAGAAGACAGUUCAAAAACUAGCGAAGGCGGCAGAGACACUGGCUCUGGUAGUGAGGAUCCCUUUGAUAGCGACCUCGAUGAACUUUUCGGAAAUGAAACCACUCAGGAAUCCGAAGCGACGUAG
This is a messenger RNA of Australozyma saopauloensis, 519 nucleotides long. RefSeq names its product SUMO-targeted ubiquitin ligase complex subunit. The record is from RefSeq and is a predicted model, not a curated record. Gene Ontology annotation, molecular function: SUMO-ubiquitin ligase activity. The coding region runs from base 1 to 519 and encodes 172 amino acids. NCBI's taxonomy places the organism in Eukaryota, Fungi, Ascomycota, Pichiomycetes, Serinales, Metschnikowiaceae. The transcript has a single exon.